GAUCGAAGUUGUCGAUAUCGAAGAACUUCUCUUCUCAUUGCUAUGUCACCACCCCAAGCUGAUUUACAGACGAAACCAGACCCAUACCUCAUAGAUCAGGUUUCAGAAUCCAGAAUGGCUUCAGAGAAAAGUACCAAAAAGACCAAAAUUAUUGCAGGGGCCAUUUUGGUGUCCUUGGUAAUUGUCGGUUGUAUUGUCUUUGGAUCAUUGGCCUACAGCUAUCGCCUUUUCUAUAAAACGGAAUAUAAAGCUGAAUCUAGAAUUGACGGAGAGAAGAUACCAGAACAUAUCUAUGUUGAUUAUAAGAAAGAACUGAUCUACGUUAACAACAAGAAAGCGGGACGAGUCGAUGGCAUGAGAGCAUUACAUAAUUACAACAGGAAAUUGGUGGCCCUCUAUGACGAAACUCAGAACAUUUGUUUGAUAGACCGUUUGGAUGAAGAUUUCGAUGGCGGACUGAAAUAUUGGUCUAAAUAUGGCGGAAGUGAUUCGAAUCAGCAGAAGAUGACUUUUGAAUACUCCAAAGACCCAAUCGAACCAAAGGUCCUGAAGAGGUUCGCUGGGGAAGAGGUCGCACUUCAUUGUGCUCAUAACAACGCCACUGCUCACUGGAUGUAUGCUUCUAAACCAUACGAUGGAACUUUGGAUACAAAAGAGACCGAAAGCCAUGAUAUUGAAAAGAGAGCACUUGUACAUGUACCUUAUGGAUGUAAUCAAGGCAAACCUAUCAAUCAGGAUUCAUAG
This is a messenger RNA of Lottia gigantea (owl limpet), 744 nucleotides long. RefSeq lists its product as hypothetical. The coding region runs from base 43 to 744 and encodes 233 amino acids. NCBI's taxonomy places the organism in Eukaryota, Metazoa, Mollusca, Gastropoda, Lottiidae. The record is from RefSeq and is a predicted model, not a curated record. The transcript is spliced from 6 exons.